Molecule: messenger RNA, 1803 nt
Organism: Zonotrichia leucophrys gambelii
Lineage: Eukaryota; Metazoa; Chordata; Aves; Passeriformes; Passerellidae
Gene: LRPAP1
Product: LDL receptor related protein associated protein 1
Exons: 8
Coding region: 90-1145 (351 amino acids)
Biological process (GO): negative regulation of very-low-density lipoprotein particle clearance; negative regulation of receptor internalization
Cellular component (GO): plasma membrane; rough endoplasmic reticulum lumen; cis-Golgi network
Molecular function (GO): very-low-density lipoprotein particle receptor binding; heparin binding; low-density lipoprotein particle receptor binding
Source: RefSeq, a predicted model, not a curated record
GGAUUUCCGGCCUCAACCCCGCUCGUCCAGCAGGGACCUCCCGGCCCCGCAGGGCAUCUCGGGAGUUGUAGUUGUCCGCGCGGCGCGACAUGGCGGCUGUGCGGGCAUUGCCGGCUCUCGCCGCCGCGCUGCUUCUGGCUGCCGCCGGACAGGCCAGCAAGUACUCCCGGGAGGCCAACGAGGGGCUGGCCGCCGCCGACGGCAAGCGGCGGGAAGCCGGGGAGUUCCGGGUGGUGAGGCUGAACCAGAUCUGGGAGAAGGCGCAGCGGCUCCAUCUCUCUGCUGUGAAACUGGCAGAGUUGCAUAGUGAUCUAAAAAUACAAGAAAAGGAUGAGCUGAGCUGGAAAAAACUGAAAGCUGAAGGGCUGGAUGAAGAUGGAGAGAAGGAAGCCAAGCUCAGACGGAACUUAAAUGUCAUUAUGACUAAAUAUGGAAUGAAUGGAAAGAAGGACUCUCAGCUAGUUGAUACCAACUAUAUUAAAGAUGGCACAGAAAGUGACACACUAGAUGAUCCAAGACUCGAGAAAUUAUGGAGCAAGGCCAAGACCUCUGGGAAGUUCUCUGAUGAGGAGCUGGAUAAGCUUUGGCGAGAAUUUACGCAUCACAAAGAAAAGAUCCGUGAAUACAAUAUUCUGCUGGAGACUGUGAGCAGAACAGAAGAUAUCCACAAGAAUGUUAUCAAUCCAUCUGAGGAGAACCUGGUGAAAGAGGAAAUCUUGCACAACAAGCACAGAGAGCUCAAGGAGAAGUUAAGGAGCAUCAAUCAGGGCUUUGAACGUUUGCGUAAAGUCAGUCACCAGGGAUAUGACACAACCAGUGAAUUUGAAGAACCAAGAGUGAUUGAUUUGUGGGACAUGGCCAAAUCAGCUAAUUUCACUGAGAAAGAGCUUGAAUCUUUUCGAGAGGAGCUGAAACAUUUUGAAGCAAAGAUUGAAAAGCACCAUCAUUACCAGAAACAAUUAGAGAUUUCACACCAGAAACUGAAGCAUGUAGAGGAAACUGGAGACAAGGAUCAUCUGAACAGAAACAAAGAGAAAUAUGCCAUGCUGCAAGAAAAGACAAAAGAGCUAGGAUAUAAGGUAAAGAAGCACUUGCAAGACUUAUCCAGCAGAAUCUCUCAAGGUCUCCAACACAAUGAGCUAUAAGAAUUUGUCCUGCUUCAUGGGAUCAGUCUGUUAACACAAAGCAGUUAGUGUGGUUUUUUGAGCAGGGCUUACCAAGGAGUCCUUCUGAAAUAGUAAGGAUUGAACAGAUGUAUCCUGUAAGAAUUUUUUUUUUUGCCUACUUUAUUACAAAUUUUGUAUUUGCACUGUAAAAUUAAAUGAUUAAGUAUUAAGGUUUCACAUCUUGGAUCAUAAGAAUCUUACUUCUGAAUCAAGUAGCAGCCUUUGAAAUAAUCAGUUUUGUCAAAAGGAAACAAAUAUGCAAAAAUCAAAGGAUUCCUGCUAGUAAAAAAAAUACUAAUCUUAUAGUCAGGUAAGGUUUUCUGAUCAAUGAAAGCAAACACUGAGGUACAGGAAGGUUAAACAGGGGCCAGAAAAAGUCUUUAUUUCAAUCCUUGGCCUAUUACAUUUCCAACUUAAGGUUACAAAAAUAUUUUUACUGACUUUGAGCAGUGGCUCAGAGCUGCACUGCUGCACUGUAUAUAAAUCUUUCAUGUGAGAGGGGGAGGAAGGGUAAUGAGGGAACAAGUACUGAGGUCAAUUUGCACAGUUUAGUUAUUGACUAAUGUGUGUGUACAAUUAUCUUGUUCAUGGUUGCUUUGGUUUUGCUACACUUGGUCAUUAAAAAAUCAAAACAAGA